Messenger RNA from Drosophila teissieri, 2523 nucleotides. Its product is annotated as venom dipeptidyl peptidase 4. The transcript has 6 exons. Lineage: Eukaryota; Metazoa; Arthropoda; Insecta; Diptera; Drosophilidae. The coding region runs from base 111 to 2360 and encodes 749 amino acids. The record is from RefSeq and is a predicted model, not a curated record. Gene Ontology annotation, molecular function: dipeptidyl-peptidase activity; serine-type peptidase activity. Gene Ontology annotation, biological process: proteolysis.
CGGCUCAGUUGCAUUUUAGCCGCGCCGCCGACUGUUGCGUGUUGCGGAUUUCGCGGUGUGACAAGCGAAGUGAACUUCAAAGAUCUGCGAUUUUACGGCCGGCAUUCAACAUGCGAGUUAAUCCGCUGCUGAUCGCUGCCCUUGGCCUCCUCAUGGCCAUGGGUCCGCGUCCGUCGACGGCGGCGGUCGUCGGACGGGUGGAGGGCAACCAGACGGCGUGGGAACUAACGGAAGCUCUGUAUGGCACCUCGGGGCUUCGGAGCUUCAAUGGCACCUGGAUAACAGAUGAGGAGUUCUAUUACACUGCCACCGACCGAUCCAUCCACAAAUUCAAUGCGGCCACCAAGACAGAUGUGAUCUUCCAAAACUCCUCAUUCCUGAACAACUAUGUGGGUGCCACCUUCUCGCUCUCGCCCGACAACACGAAGAUCCUCAUCCGGCACAACCUCACGGAGAAGUUCCGGCACUCGUACAUAGCGCAGUACGACGUGUUCGACAUCGAGACCAACACGUCCGUCCAAAUCCACAAGGGCGAGAAGCUGCAGUACUGCGGAUGGUCGCCACUGCGGGAUCGCCUGGCCUACGUCUACCUGAACAACGUGUUCAUCCACUUCAACGAGAGCUCGGAGGUCAGCAUCACGGACGACGGCGUGGACGGAGUGGUCUACAACGGAGUGCCCGACUGGGUGUACGAGGAGGAGGUCCUGAGCAGCGGCAGCGCGAUCUGGUGGUCAUCCGACGGCAGCAGGCUGGCCGUGGGCUUCUUCAACGACACCGAGGUGGAGACUUUCAGCUACUUCCUGUAUGGCGACGGCAGCACCACCUUCUAUCAGUAUCCGCACGAGGAGCAGCUCAAGUAUCCCAAAUCGGGCUCCAAGAACCCGGUGGUCAGUCUACGCGUCUACGACGUGUCCGACGAUGAACCCAUCGUGCACAGCAUCGUGGCGCCCGUGGAGAUUGUCAGCAGCGAUCACAUCCUGCAGAGCGUCGUCUGGUCGAACGCGACGCACCUGCUCAUCACCUGGAUGAAUCGCCGCCAGAAUCUCACCUCCAUUCAGAGCUGCAGCUACCUGGGUGUCUGUGCGGAGGUGAAGCGGCUGGAGGAGCCCCUAGGCUGGGUGGACAUUAGCACGCCCAAGUGCCUCACCGCUGGCAAGAGCUGCAUCUUCGGCUACUUCAUAGACAACUGGCAGCAGGUGUGGAACCUAGACCUGGAGACAGGUCUCAACAGCUGGCAGUCGCGCGGUAACUUCACAGUUCUGAACGUGUAUGGAUACGACGAAGCCAGGGACAAACUUUACUACCAGGCCACUCUGCCCGGAGAUCCCUCGUUGUACCAUGUGUUCAGCAACGAUGACUGCCUCAGCUGCGGCCAAAUUGAUGCGGAUGGAGUGGAGUGUCGCUCCGCUUCGGCCACGUUCAGCAAGUCCUUCUCCUACUACACGCUCUCCUGCACCGGACCCAAUCCGAGCUACACCAGGAUCUUCGAGGCUGCCACCAAGACCCUCCUGGUGGACUGGGAGCCGAACACAGCGUACCGCCAGCAAAUAGAGAACAAACUGCGUCCCAGCUAUCGUUUCAUGAACGUCACCCUGGCCGAUGGCAGUGUUGGCUACGCCAAGCUCGCCCUGCCGCCCAACUUCGUGGAGACGAAGAAGUACCCACUGAUCGUGGUUGUCUACCAGGGACCCAACUCGGUGCGCGUGACCAACGGGUUCACCCUGGGCUACGAGGCGUUUGUCACGACCUCGCGGGAGACGAUUUAUGCGUAUAUUGAUGGCCGUGGUACGGGUAACAAGGGCAAGGACCUGCUCUUCUCGGUUAACAACGAUCUGGGUGAUCACGAGGUCGAGGAUCAACUGUUUGUCACUCGCUGGAUGCAACAGAAUCUGGCCUUCGUGGAUGCCGAGCGUUGCGGCAUUUGGGGCUGGAGUUAUGGUGGCUACAUGACGGCCAAGACCAUUGAGAAGGAUGACGAGCGGGUCUUUCAGUGCGGAGUUUCCGUGGCUCCAGUUACCUCGUGGCUGUACUACGAUACGAUUUAUACCGAGCGCUAUAUGGGACUUCCCACCGAGAAUGACAACUUGGAGAAAUACAUGGAGAGCAGCGUGUUCCGCAACUUGGAGAACUUCAAAAGCCACGACUUCCUGCUGAUUCACGGCUCCGGCGACGACAAUGUCCACUACCAGCACUCCCUGCUGUUGGCCAAGUUGCUACAGCGACACGAUAUUCAGUUCGAGGAACAGACCUACACCGAUGAGAACCAUGGCAUCGGCAAUGCACUGCCCCAUUUGUACCACACUAUUGAUGCCUUUUGGACCAACUGCCUUAGCCUAGAUGUCUACGAAGAAGCUGCAUAGUGGAAGCAGCUGUCGUCAGUCUAGUCAAAUACAAGUAUUUGAAAAUUGUCCUCUUGUACUUUUCAUCUAUGUUUUUACUAUGUUUUUAUGUAAUAUGUAAAUGUUUUUCCCAAACAACAAUUGCGCCAAUAAUAAAAGAAGUUUGUAUAUUGUUAAUGUGUAA